Molecule: messenger RNA, 2095 nt
Organism: Alligator mississippiensis (American alligator)
Lineage: Eukaryota; Metazoa; Chordata; Crocodylia; Alligatoridae
Gene: SIAH2
Product: siah E3 ubiquitin protein ligase 2
Exons: 2
Coding region: 200-1168 (322 amino acids)
Biological process (GO): multicellular organism development; proteasome-mediated ubiquitin-dependent protein catabolic process
Cellular component (GO): cytoplasm
Molecular function (GO): ubiquitin protein ligase activity; zinc ion binding; ubiquitin conjugating enzyme binding
Source: RefSeq, a predicted model, not a curated record
GCCUGGCCGGGGCAUGCUCAGUAGCCGGCGGGAGCCGCGGGCGCGGGGGAGGCGGCGCUGACGCGGCGGCCCCCUCGUCUCUCCCGCGCCGGGCCGGUGCUGCGGGAGGCCGAGCGCCGCCCGGGGCCCGACCCCCGACCCGGGGUGGCGCUGCGUGGCGCGCCCGCUGCCCGCACGUCCAUGGUUUGCUCGGACCGCGAUGAGCCGCCCGUCCUCCGCCGGACCCAGCGCUAGCAAAGCCUGCGGCAAGCAGCAGCAGCACGCGCCGUCCCCGGCUGCUGCCCCCGCCGCCGCCGCCACCAUCUCGGCCGCCGGCCCCGGCUCGUCUGCGGUGCCCGCCGCGGCCGCGGUGAUUGCAGGGCCCGGAGGCGGCGGCGGCGGCGGGGGGCCGGUGUCGCCUCAGCACCACGAGCUGACUUCGCUGUUCGAGUGCCCCGUGUGCUUCGACUAUGUGCUGCCCCCCAUCCUGCAGUGCCAGGCGGGGCACCUGGUGUGCAACCAAUGCCGACAGAAACUGAGCUGCUGCCCCACGUGCAGGGGGUCCCUGACCCCGAGCAUCAGGAACCUGGCCAUGGAGAAAGUGGCCUCGGCGGUUCUCUUCCCUUGCAAGUAUGCCACCACAGGCUGUUCCCUGACACUCCACCAUACAGAAAAGCCGGAACACGAAGACAUCUGUGAAUAUCGGCCGUACUCCUGUCCAUGUCCUGGUGCCUCCUGUAAAUGGCAGGGCUCUUUGGAAGCAGUAAUGUCCCACCUAAUGCACGCCCACAAAAGUAUCACCACCCUUCAGGGAGAAGACAUAGUCUUUCUUGCCACAGACAUUAACCUUCCAGGAGCCGUCGACUGGGUCAUGAUGCAGUCUUGUUUUGGUCAUCACUUCAUGCUGGUGUUAGAGAAGCAGGAGAAGUAUGAGGGUCACCAACAGUUUUUUGCCAUCGUGUUGCUCAUUGGCACCCGCAAACAAGCAGAGAACUUUGCAUACAGACUUGAACUGAAUGGGAACCGUCGCAGGUUAACCUGGGAGGCAACACCCCGCUCUAUUCAUGAUGGCGUGGCUGCAGCCAUCAUGAACAGCGACUGUCUAGUUUUCGAUACAGCUAUAGCACACCUUUUUGCAGACAAUGGAAACCUUGGAAUCAAUGUGACUAUUUCUACAUGUUGUCCUUGAUCUAUUUGUGUAGUUAGUGAAACCUAGGGUUGUCUGGACAUAGCGCUUUACAUUUACUAAGGGUUUUUUAAUGGUAUUCAACUAUGUCUUCAUAUAUAUUAGAGCUCCUAAUUAGCCAACAUUUUUAACAACCGUCUCUUUGGAUUUAAAGUCAUGGUUAACCAGACAAGAUGAGCAAGUGUGUCCUGUUAGUAAUCUAAGCAGAAAAAGGGCUUUUAAAAUUCAUGGAUGCUUUUUUGAAGAUUUCUAUCCCCUUUUUACAAAAAGCUUCCAUUGGAUAUGGCUUUUUAAAAGACCUGAGGGACUGAAUUGCCCUCCAGUCUGCAACCAAAACUUGGGUUAGCAGGAAUUCACCAAGGGUAAAACAAAUGCCUCUUGCCUUGCUCUCCCUGAGGGACACAAGGAGAUCAAUAGGGAAAGACAUACAGCUUCAGUUUUGAGACCUGUGAGAUACUGACUCAGAAAGGAAUGCAAGGUACUUUGGUGCAGGUUCCCUUGCUGCUCCAAUUCCCUUUUCUUUAUUUUCUAAAAUGUUUUUGAAAUGAAGAAAGAGGAGAGAAGAAGGGUACUGGAUAACUUGCUGCAUCUUUAAAGGCCUGAUCCUGCAGUGUUGAGUCUCUUCAGCUUCCACUCACUUCAGCUAUUUGAAUGUACCCAGCACACUGCUCAGAGAGCCCAGUAUCAGGUGCCAGUAAAGCAGGAGACACUAUCUAAUAGCUCUCAAACAGCUAGGAGUUUAUAAUAUAUAGAUAUAUUCAGGCUGUUUACAUGUGGCUUUCCCUGGAGACAUACUUGAUUAUUGCUAUUGUAAAAGACUGAUUAGAAUAAUAUAGUGAAAGCUUUAUGGCCAGUGUCAUGUCAUUUGCUAUUUAAGUUUUGUUGCCAUAUUUACUUUAGUUUUUUAAUAAAUAUUUUGCAAAAACAGCA